Centruroides sculpturatus (bark scorpion) is the source of this 1698-nucleotide messenger RNA. RefSeq lists its product as uncharacterized. Bases 161 to 1666 code for a protein of 501 amino acids. The transcript has a single exon. The record is from RefSeq and is a predicted model, not a curated record. NCBI's taxonomy places the organism in Eukaryota, Metazoa, Arthropoda, Arachnida, Scorpiones, Buthidae.
GGUUUUUUCAGACCUUAUUUUGUACCGAAUAUAAUCUUAAUUCGAAGGAACUACUGAUCAAAGAAUCUGCGUAAGUACAAUCCUUUUAUUAACAAUCCCUCGCGGUCGGGAGGAGGUGGAGGUGGAAUUCAAGGAAUUUCCCCCAGCGGACGGACGCAACAUGCUGUCAUCCGACACCCCGCCGGCCACCGGACAACAUCCAUCACGGGUCAGAGUCGAUCAACAAACUCCCCUCGACCGGGAGACCGCUCCGACCACCACGAUUACAACCCCCCAACCAGACCCCACUUAUUGGCUAUUCCACGAGGAACCCUCCAACGCGGACCUCCUUCAGCAGAUUAACUCCUGCACCGUUACUCUAAACAACCCGACAUGUGUCCUGCAAACGGAGAAAACACACCCCCCUCUAUCUGGUAAACGUGUAUAUCAGCAAUUCAAGCGCUCACAUGAAAAUAUACACGGGAAAGUAUUAAACAUCUCGACGACAAGAACCGGAAAAAUUUUUGUAUCAGCGACUCAGGCAUUCAUCCCCACCAUACUCAAACUCACCCAAAUUGACGAUAUUCCUGUGCGCGCCUGCCUCACUAGAGGCUCAUAUGCCCGUGUAUGUAUAAUAAAAGGCGUACCUGUGGAGCUGCACGCACAGGAAAUUUACCAACUACUCAAGGAGGACGGCCAACACCCAAUAAGUGUUCAACGUUUUAGCCGUAAACUAGAUGGCCAAAUAAUCCCUACCGGAACAAUCAAAAUUUCUCUCGUCGCGACCGAACUCCCCCGUCACCUGCGCAUCUAUCUAAUGGCGUAUCGAGUAGAACCCUACGAGGAACGGCCCAGACUCUGCCAGCAAUGCGGAAAAUUGGGGCAUACCAAAAAAUUCUGCAGAGGUGUCCCCAGAUGCAAGCGCUGUGGGGAUCCACAGCAUGAUAAGGAGUGCACAGCAGAGGUUACUCGCUGCAUAAACUGCAAUGGCGAUCACGCAUUCACCUCACCCCUAUGCCCCAGUAUUCAAUAUGAAAAGGCCAUACUGAGACAUCAACGGCAGUACAACUGUUCGCGCAGGGACGCCCGAGCGGCCAUACACCCCCCACCUGACAAUAAUCGUUCCUACAGCACAGCGACACAACAGCCUUCCCACCCCCAGAAUCAAACCCACGAUCGGCCCAGUCAAGCUGCGAUCCAACGUGCCUCAACCGACGACCCGUGGGAACAGCUCAUCACCAUAAAACAAGCCAUAACCAACCAAAAUAACAUUCUUGCUAAGCUACUACAAAUCCUUGAAGAAAGUAAACUCAUCGCUCCUCUCACCCAACAAAAUGUCAUCACCACCUCUAGUACCAUACAACAACACAUCAAUACCACACGUGAGAUUCCCCCCGAUCCGACACAUGAAGCACUCGCUACCAACGAGCAAACGGAGCCGAAGCAAUUACAUCCCAAAACGCAAUCACAAUCGACACCCAACGAGACUGGGAGCACUGUCGAAGAUCCCUCAGGAGCUAUGACAGUCUCAAAACGCCACGAUCGAGCGAUAUCACUUGAUCACUCAGCCGACAACUCUAUUAAAAUCAACAAAAAACCCAAGAAUAAAAACGGGAAGAGUAGCAACAAUUCAGCAUCGAUAACCCCACAGACGCCCGCAAUCCACACCCGCUCGCAACGUUCUUAAAUAUUUUACAAUGGAACGCCAAUAGUCUCCGU